Messenger RNA from Menidia menidia (Atlantic silverside), 4078 nucleotides. Lineage: Eukaryota; Metazoa; Chordata; Actinopteri; Atheriniformes; Atherinopsidae. The record is from the annotation of a GenBank genome assembly.
AUGAAUUUCGAAACAGAAAUCGGAGAGUUACACGAGGAGAUCAAGGAUUUCUACGCGUACAUCUCUCCUCGGCCGGAGGAGGAGAAGAUGAGGCUGGAGGUGGUGGACCGAAUCAAGGGGGUCAUCUACGGCCUGUGGCCCAGUGCCGAGUGCUGUUUGCGUCACGUUAUCGGCGCCACUUCAGGCCUUAUUGCUCCCCCUGACUUUGAUCCCGCUCACAGAGCAGCGAGCUUCAAAGUCCAAGUGUUUGGCAGCUUCAGCACCGGUCUCUAUCUGCCAACAAGUGACAUCGACCUGGUAGUUUUUGGGAAGUGGGAGACCCUUCCGCUCUGGACGUUAGAAGAGGCUCUGCGGAAGAGAAAUGUUGCGGAUGAGAAUUCUAUCAAAGUUUUGGACAAAGCAACGGUUCCCAUCAUCAAACUCACAGACUCCUUCACCGAAGUCAAAGUGGACAUCAGCUUCAACGUGAAGAGUGGCGUCAAGGCCGCUCGGCUCAUCAAGGAAUUCAAAGAGGUACGGGCCGCGGCGCUUAAGGCUCUGUGGACCGCAGCGUCGGGUUUUUGUGGUUGUGACGGUGUCUGUACCUCGUCGGGUUUCAAAUGCAGCAGCCACUCCACCCGUCUUCUUCCUAGCAAAUACCCCGUGCUGCCUUACCUGGUCCUGGUGCUGAAACAGUUCCUGCUGCAGAGGGACCUCAACGAGGUCUUCACUGGUGGCAUCGGCUCAUACAGUCUCUUCCUUAUGGCUGUCAGCUUCCUGCAGCUUCACUACCGCGACGACGUGUGCAGCCCCAACAUCAACAUCGGCGUUCUGCUGAUCGAGUUCUUUGAGCUGUACGGCCGCCAUUUCAACUACCUGAAAACCGGCAUCAGGAUAAAGGACGGCGGCUGCUACGUCGCCAAAGAUGAGGUUCAGAAGAACAUGAUGGAUGGAUAUCGGCCCUCCAUGCUCUACAUCGAGGACCCUCUGCAGCCAGACAACGACGUGGGCAGGAGCUCCUACGGCGCCAUGCAGGUGAAGCAGGCCUUUGACUACGCCUACGUGGUGCUCAGCCACGCGGUGUCGCCCAUCGCCAAGUACUAUCCCAACAACGAGACCGAGAGCAUACUGGGCCGGAUAAUCAGAGUGACGCAAGAAGUGGACGAGUACAGGGAGUGGAUCCGAAAGAACUGGGGGAGCCCGUCUCAGAACGACCCGUCUCUGAACCGAAACGACGUCAAGCUGUUUGAAUCCAAGCAGCUGGACGAGUGCAACAACAACGUUCCGGCCCACGAGGACGUCGCGGUUCUCCCGUCGGCUCCGCGCAGCAAAGCCUCCUCAAACACGUCUUCCCCUUCCCUCCGCUCCUCCCCGUCCUCCUCCCCGCUGUCGCCGUCUUCCACGUCCUCCGCCUCCACCUCCAGCGACGCGGUCAGUGCCUCCCGCCGCACGCGCUCAGACACACACCACGACGGCGCACAAAAGCAAAUACGAGCAUUGCAGAUAUGUUUUGAUUUUCAUGUGGGUUGCGUUGGCGUCCUGCAGGACUCGGAUGGAACCCCGUGCAAAACGGCAAAGCAGCAACCCGGCCGGAGCUCCAGUGCCCACAGAGACAAGUCCACCGUGGCAAAUCAUCUGCGCACGCAGAGCCACGCCACCAACACUCCAUCUGUUAACAACAAAGGAGGAAAGGCCAGGAUGUCUCGCUCCCAUCAUAAAGGCGGCCACCACGGGCAGCAGAACUCCUCCUCCAGCUCCAAAAGUCAUCCCAGCAACAAGCCGCACCAACAGGGCAACAGCAAGAAGAGGAAAAACAUGCGGGACUCUACACAAGAGGAUCUCUACAGAUAGGGGUGACUGUGUUUGACCUCACCCCUACAUGCCACCCCCCCCACCCCAACCCUUGUCCUCGUCUGCAACUGACUGACUGCCCCGUCCCAUCUCUGCUUCCGGACUCCAGCUUCAGGAGGUUGUUUGUAUGAAAAUAUCUAAAGAAACUGUCGCCCUUUUUCAGGGUUACAAACAACAUUUUAUAGCAGAAAAAGGAAGAAAAAAAAAGUAUUAUUGGAAGUGGGUUUAUUUUCUUGGAACUGGGCUGAAAUCACUGAUUUAAAUGCUCAUUUGCUUCCCAACGGCUUCUUUUAUGGAGCAAUAUUCCUUCCCCACAGCCAGCCUCUGGCGCCUCCUGCUGUACGGGAAUAUACAGUUCAGGCGUCCGCAACCCACAGAGGAGCGAUACCUGGAAGCGCUGGCUGGAAAAAAGGAUCGAGAACUUUGAUUCUCUCAUAAAAGAAAAGGAAGAAAACAAAAAGAAAAAGAGAGCAAAUGGCUUAAAUGUACAAAAAAAAAAUUGCUAUGUUGAACAACAAAGGUGUACACAGAAAUUUUUUUAAGACGGUCACUUACAAAUGCAAUCAGUAAGAGUGGGACAUAACUUAUGCAUGAGAUCUUUCUGUUGGUUGAUUUUUCUGUAGGGUAAAUCUGUUUUGUUAUGUGUAAACAAGUUAUACAAAAAUUUGUACAAAAACAGGUAUAAGCCAAAAAAAGGAAAAAAAAGAAAAAAAAGUUUAAAAACACGAGCAAGAAAAAAAAAAUUGUUUCAUAUGACCUUUUUACAAGACCUACUGAUUGAAGUCAUGCAGACACGCACAUCUCUGUGCCCACUGCUGUUUGGCCUCCGCCAAGAGCUGGUCUGGGUCCCAUUGCCAACAGAAAUCAUCAGCAUCCACUUUUCCUCCUGGUUCCACACUGUGAGUGUGCUAAGGUGUUCACGUUUAGCCUCGAGUGAGCCGGCGCCCGCCUCACAGCCCCGUAGACCACAGAAAGAAGCUCAGUCUGUCAGCUAGCUCAGUAGCACAGCCACACCGAUGUAGAGGCUUUAAGAAUUACCAGUCUAAGUAAAUUUAUCGGUGAUAAUGGUUUUAUUGAAAAAAAAAAAAAAUCCUACACUUGAAAUGUGUCAACAAUGUGACUGUGGGCGAUAAUCUGUUUAUUUGGUAAUUUACCAGCUACAGAAUCAUUUGUAUUUGUUAAAUGUAUUUAUUUUUUUAUUAAUUAUAUGAAUAUAGUAUGGAUACAUGUAUUAUUAACAGUAGAGCCCAUAUCUUGGAGUCCUAUUUUAGAGAUAGGAUACGUUUGGGGAGGGGUGGGGGAUAGGAACAAGUAUGUUCAGGUACAGUGAAACACCAUCUUUUAUCAUUUCGACUGGUUUGUCUUUACCUGACCGUUGAGUGACCAAGUUGCUUUGCAAAAUUUAGGAGACCAUUUUACACGUCAUAUGGUAAGAAUUUUGUUUUAUUAUGUGGCUGGUCUACUUACUGUAAAAGAGUUUUGUUUAAUUUUUUUCAUCCUCUUUUGUCCGUUUUCUUUGUUUUUCCCAAUUUGUAAACCGUUAGCAACCAAGGCCCAUGUAAACAUCCAUUCAACUGCCUUCUGUCCCUGCAGUACAUCACCUAACCUGCAGAUGGAGCUGUUGCUCUACGUCUUAAUCCACUCAGAGUUUGGGCUUGUAUACUGCAUUUGGACGAUUUCUUUUUUCUUUUGUGAUUGACUGUUAAUAUGCUCAUAUUUCAAGCGAAUGGGCAGCUGCACAUACAGACAGGCGCUAAACUGAGUGCUAAAUUGGAGGGAGUAACACCAAAGCACAGUUCAGUCCUCUUAUUCUCUCCCUUCCAAGAGUCACCUAAGAAGAACUAGUAGCCAGCAAUAACCGCCACCUUGUUCUGUCCACUAUACACACCAUUAAGACUACUGAAACCACCUCUGAGCGGGAUCAGUAUGGCAUAGAUUAAGACAACGAAGCACACGCAAGUCCUCUCGACACUGUUGAAUUCGGCUUUUGAAACGACGGUUCCACCCCUCCAUCCUCCACGUGCCACAUUAGCGAGUAAAAUGCAGUAUAUAAGCGCAGGUCUCGUGAUCGACAGAAAACGAGGAGGGUGAAUCCACUCAGCUCUGCCAUCUGAGUGUCCACUCACCAACUCCUCUCACUGCUGGAAGGCUUUGAAACCCAACUGUACUCAUUUGAAACAUUGUUCCUCUGCAGCUAUCACAACUCAUGCAAUAAAAAAAAACCCAACAACAUUACCAUUACGCCGCG